AUGCGUCCAGCACCAUUAAUGAGAGGCUACUCAGACAUCAUGAACAGCAGCGAAAACCCCUCCGUCGAGCUCCACGGCAACGGUCAAAAAGUUACCUUCCCCCAGGAAAACGUGGGUGCACAUACUCUCUGGAAGCAACAAUCCUCAACCACCGUCCCCAUAUGGCAUCUCCGAGUCAGCGUUCUCAAGAACGGCGAUGCGCGCGGCGAUUGUCCUAAUCGUAUUUUUGCAUUCCAAACCCUAGAGCACGUCACGCGCGCCAUGCAGCAAGUGGAAGACGCCUUUGGAAACACGUUUGAGUUGAAGAAGUGCGGGAUAGAUUCGCCGGAUGCGAUGGGUGGGAGAGUUAAUGAUGGGAGGAGUGAAAAUGUGACUGUGGAAUUUGAUGAAGGGGUGACGACGGAGUCGUGGGGGGAGUUUUUGGGUAGGUUGAAGGGGUUGCAGGAUGGGUGGGCGAAUGCGGUUGAGGUUGAGGUUGAGGGUCUUUGA
Messenger RNA from Sclerotinia borealis F-4128, 489 nucleotides. The record is from the annotation of a GenBank genome assembly. Lineage: Eukaryota; Fungi; Ascomycota; Leotiomycetes; Helotiales; Sclerotiniaceae.